This is a messenger RNA of Petromyzon marinus (sea lamprey), 5262 nucleotides long. Lineage: Eukaryota; Metazoa; Chordata; Hyperoartia; Petromyzontiformes; Petromyzontidae. The record is from RefSeq and is a predicted model, not a curated record.
AAUGUGAAUCCCUGCAGUCACGAAAGCUUUAAAUCACAACUAAACAUGUUGCCUUAUCAAUACUUUCGUUCGUCGACUGCUUGUUUAAUAUUGCAACUGACUUUCCCAUUGCUCGGAUGACGUGCGUGCUUGUCCACUCAUGAUCACGUGUUUUCAACAGUCUCCACCUCAUAUCAUUUCCUUAUCUCCCCUAACACCCCAACGCAUUGGCCUCUACCAACCAUUAUCCACAGGGCUUCCCUUGCUUGGCUUGCCUGCCUUUAUCGGUCCCUCACUCCCUCACUCCCUCCCUCCUAGCCCGUGUCCCCUAAUCGCCAGAACUUCCACCAAGCACCCCGGCCGGCACCCAACGUCAACCCAAGUGGACGGGACCAAACCGCACUUCCCGCCCCAAACCACACCCAAGCUGCAUCCAGAUUCCCGGGACAUUCUCACAUUAGCGAGCCCACCGCGGUACAACGCCACAGCCCCGACGGUGCGGGGAAGGAAAACUACCCAGCCCAUAACGGUCACACACCACCCCCACACACCCCCCCAGCUGCCAGCAAUACGGCAUUCGUGGCACACACGCGUGCACGCACACGCAGUACAACAACUGCGUGCUCGGAAGGACACUCCCAGUGAUUAAUCAGUUAGUUGCUAUGUAGCUGGGUGUGUGUGUGUGUGUUUUCCUCCGCGAGUAGUUUUGUUUUAACAUCGUACAUUGUGGCGAGCCUCCCGCCAACCCCCCCCCCCCCCCCACACACACACACGCGGUGGACUUCUCGAGCUGUCGGGGAUCUCCCCCUGGUCCAGCUCCCCAAGAUGCCGUCCCUUUCCUUGCGGCUGCCCAAACUGUGGGGUCGGAAGAGACGCACGGCGGAGAUUGUGUGCAUGUCGUGCGUGGCGCAGCCGGAGAGCCCGAAGGCAGCCGCGAAUCGACCAAACAGCGCUGUGUCAGUGGCCAGCAGCACCUCUUAUGAGCUGGACAGCAAAGUGGAAGGGGGCGCGCGUGGGCUGGAGGCCUCGCCGGGCCACGGGUUGGACCUCACGUACGUGGCCGACCGCAUCGUCGCCACGUGCGUGCCGGCCGAGGCGUCGGAGGGUGCGUCCCAGCGGGGCCUGCAAGAGAUGGCUCACCACCUCGCCUCCAAGCACGGGGGGAACUACCUGGUUAUUAACUUUUCUGGACCAAAGGAAGAGCUCACCAAGCUUCACCCUCAGGUGCUGGAGUUCUGCUGGCCUGGCUUGCACGCUCCCCAGCUGGACACCCUUUGCCGCGUCUGCAAGGCCAUGGAGUCCUGGCUCGCCGCUCACCCAAGCCACGUCGUGGUGCUGCACUGCCAGGGCAACAGAAGUAGCGUGGGAACCGUGAUCGCCGCCUAUUUCCACUACAGUGACGUCUGCACGCGCUCCGAACAUUCGCUCGGCAGAUUCCCCACCAAGACGCUCUGUGGUGACCGGUUUUCUGCUGCCAUCCAGCCCUCGCAGAGACGGUAUGUGUACUACUUCAGUGGGCUUCUGUCACGCUCCAUCAGCCUCAACACUUGCCCACUUUUUCUGCAUCAAGUGGUGCUACACGGCCUGCCUAGGGGAGGCUCUGGAGGCCGACUGUUUCUAAGGGUCUACCAAGGAUUACAGCUCAUGUACACAUCCUCUGUGUAUUCUGUGCCCGCGAACGGAACCGCUCAGAGCCUCAGCGUGAACGUGAAGCCGGCUUUGAUGCUGAAGGGUGACGUGCUGGUGAAAUGCUACCGGGAGGCUCCGGCGAGCGGGCCCCCACCGAGCUGUGGGCGGGAGGCGAUUCUGCGGCUGCAGCUGCACACGGCCGCGAUGCGUCCUUGCGACACGUCCCUGCUGCUGCGCAAGCAGGACCUCGACCUCGCCUGCUCCGACCCCAGGUAUCCGGACGAUGGAAAAGUUCAGUUGAUUUUCUCAGCCACCCCAGACAGGAUGGCAGGGGCCGAGAACCUCCUGAAAGAUGGUGCGGUGGCUGUGGAUCACAGUGCCACAGACCCAAUCCUGCGCUGGGAUUCCUAUGGCCACCUGCACACGUCCUGGGACACCUUUGCAUCAGCGGAGAAAGCGAGGCCGGCGGGCGCCGAGGCCAAGCAGCCGGGCCGCCGAGCGGCUGACGGCGGCGGCGGUGCCGCAGCAGCGGCCCACACGGAGCACACGCUGUCCGUGAGCAGCGACUCGGGCCGAUCCACCGCGUCCAUGCGCACGUCCGACGACGCUCGGCCACCCGCCAGCCCGCUCGGAAUCCAAUGCCAGGCAACCACGGCCUAUUCGUUCCCGUCGCCCCUUUCGCCUGUACCAUCGUGGGCUCCCUCCCCAAACGACACGCACGCGGGCCCCACCGCUCUCAGCCCUGGGGAGCAAGACCAGCUGCGGCAACUGUUGCACGGUUUCGGCUGCGCCGGAGGCAGCGGGUUGUCGGCUUCAACCACCGCACACCGGCACUCCUCACGUGCACCCGCGGGUGACCGGCACUCCGACCCACAUCAUCAGCAGCACAGCCCGCAUAGGGUGCACUUUGGCGACACGCCCAGCAUGAUGCCGGUCCGAGAGACUGACAUCCUGGACGAUGAUGUAGAUGAUGAUGAGGAUGAUGUCAACGAUGAAGACGAUGUUGUUGACAUUCAAGAUGAUGAUGAUAUCGACGAGCCGCCUUCGACGCGUGCCAUGGAAAUCCUGGAGCGUGGCGCGCUUACGUUCUGUCCUGGCGCCAACCGACGUCGCCACUUGGGGAAGGGCGACCUGCGGCUGAAUUUGGGGUCCGGGGACGCUCGCCCACAGGAGAACGGUAUCGGCAGCCGCAGCCCUUACGCGCGAGCAGCUCGAGCAACGUCGCCAAACGUGAAAUACGGGCAGCCGACUCACGCAGCCGCCCCAUGCGACGUUACUCGGUUGGCUCCAGGGGUGACCGCUAUUCGUUCACCGAGCUCUGAUCUCUACGCCAUGGUGCAGCGGAGGGGGGCAUCACAACGAAGCCUGGAGCCUGGCAGCAGUGGGCUGCAGCAUCAGCAGCAGCAUCAUCAUGAGAAGCGGCAACAGCAGCAGGAGGUCCCACGUUGUGUGCGAUUUGGGGCAGAUGUCCCCAUGGUGCCCGCUGUGCCGGUGCGAGGAGACAGCAGCCGUCAGGCUGUGCAGGGUCACAGGCAGGUGAAGGCCUGGUCACCACCACCACCACCACUACCCCCAGCGGAGCCAAACCGCACGACAUCCGAGACAGUGACACUGCUGGGAGACACGGCCAAGUUCACGUCCUUGAGGGCAGGUGACGGGCGCGACACCCCGCCUAGCCCGAGUGAGCUCGACCAGUCCUUGGAGGCCCUAAACCUCCUCAUCAUGGACCUUGACCCCACCUUCACUCCCGUCUCCAGCCUCCACCGGGUGCCGAGUGGGCACCAACCGUCACUUCCGGGGAUUCUCGGUGCUGGCCAGUGCACGGGCGCGACCGACGAGAGGAGACUUCUGCAGCUCGGGAGCAGCAGCAGCAGCGGCGGCAGCAGCAGCAGCAGCGAGGGAACCGCCGACAACGGCGGUCGCCGCCCCGCGCCGUCGCGGCCCUGGGAGCUGGCUCAGCAGCCGGCGGCGCCGGGCAUGGAGCCGUUCGGUCCGAACAACGGUGUGGACGUCGCCCAGCCCGACAGCUCGCCCGAAGAGCAAGGCAGCUACGUGGAGAUGGUCCCGUGGACAUCCGAUGCCUUCAGCGCGCGCUCUGCAUCUCCCACCGCACGCUACUGUGCCGAAGAAGCAAAGCCUUUGGCCCCGCACAGUGCUCCCAGCACCUUGACAAAAGCGAGCGACAUCACGGAGCAACCGGGAGGCAUCUCCACGCAGGCUUCCGUCACCAGCUCCUACAUGUCCAUGGUUGGUUACCCGACCAACACGUGGGCCCGCCACGGCGAGCAGCACGAGGAAGGCAGCCUCACGCAGGCCCUGCCCGUGGGGCCCUCCAGCGCGCUCCUCGUGAGCUCCCAUCGCCUGCCUGCCAGCGGCAGCAACCACGGCGGUGCGGGGCGAGGGACCUUGCCCACCUAUGCCUCCGCGUUCCCGAAGUCGGAGAAAGAGGGCCCCUCGCACCUCUUCCCGUCCACCUCGUCCUCCUCGUCCGGCUCCCGCAACGAGUCGAGGGUCGUGCCGGAAGGAGCGCGGUCUUGGCACGCGUCCGUAUUCGGCUACCCACCAGAGGGAGCGGAACGGUCGACGGCGACUCAAGGCGCCGGGAGCUUCUCCCUGCCCGCCUCCAAGCACCUUAACGGACACCUUCCCGCCUCUCCGGCGACUUUUCACGGUUUUUCGCACGCUCACCAUGGAACUCCCGGAGCCACCGGUGCGGGGCAGAGCGACGCGCGGCAGGAGCGCCUUGGCAGCGAGACGUCGCUGAGCUUCGCAGCCCCACCGAACGGUGCGCCGGGCGGUCUGCACUGCAACGGAGGGGUCGGCCGCAAGAGCGGCACCAGCAGCCGGUCGAGCUACAAAGGCGCAUGGUUCGACAGCCUGCCCAUGCACUUUUCCGUCGACGGCGAAGGGGGCUACACCUCCUACUCGCACGCCAAACCCGAGCACACGCUCGCGCGCGGAUUUGACGGCGCGCCGUCAGACGCGUACCGGGGCACGCGCUCCACCGCGGCAGACGUUCGCGGCCCCGUCCUGCCGAGCGGGGCUGCUCAAAGGCCGCUCGCGGCCACGGCCGCCGCCACGGCCGCCGGCGGAGCCGUGCCUCGGAGUGCCCGGGACGGCUCCUUGAUCGCGGCGCCUUCGCUCGCGACCUCGCGGGCGUCGCUGCCGGUCGGCGCCGCCCCGGUCUCGUGGUCUCUCCGCCGGAACAAACCGGCGGCGCUCCCGCAGCCGCCGCCGCCGCCGCGGGCGUCGUGGGAGGAGCGUCAGCGGCUGCGCGGCUCUGCGAGCGAGCGCCGCUCGCCGCCGCACAGCGAGCUGUCGAGCCCCGGAGGGACGAGCACGUCGAGCGUGACGUUCGUGCAGCACGCCCCGCCCGCGACGCGGGGCCACGCCCCGCCCGCGACGCGGGGCCACGCCCCGCCCGCGACGCGGGGCCCCGCGGCGCCCGUGCACGUCGCAGCCUCCGGUUGGCCAGAUGGAAACAACCCGGGCUCAGACAGGAUCCCUCACUUCACCCGCAGCAACAUCAGUUUUGUGCAGGACACAUCCAAGUUCUGGUACAAACCUGGCAUCACACGGGAGCAAGGAUUUGUCGCACACAAGAGGCCUUGGCCAGUUGGGAACUUGCUGAGCAGGGCCCAGUCAUGGCGCUGA